AUUACUGCCAUGUCAGUUUAGGAAAAACUUAGUGUUUGUACUGUAUAAAAGUCGCCCUUAAACGGAGAAAGACAUCCAGGUGGUCUUCACAAAUGAGAUAAAACUAACAUGAAGCACGCAGAAGAAGAGUGUGUUCAAAAAUUAACGGUGAAAAGACUCUUUCUCACCCGUGGAAAACUGAAAGCAUCAAGUCGCACAUCGGCUUUGAUGUCCGGUUUUGCCAUGGUAGCCAUGGUGGAAAUUCAGUUAGAACCAGGUAUACCAGAAGGACUUUUGAUAGCAUUCAGUGUGAUGACUACCAUUCUGAUCUCAGUUCAUGUCUUUGCACUUAUGAUAUCUGUCUGUAUUUUGCCAAACAUUGAUGGCGUGGCAAAUAUUCACCAACAAGGCACCCAAGUUGUACGUGAUUCUCCUCAUGAAAAACUUCACACUCACAUUGAAAUUGCAUGGAUUUUCUCAACUGGUCUUGGAACACUUCUCUUUUUAGCUGAGAUUGCUAUACUCUGUUGGGUGAAGUUUUACAAUUACAGUAAGCCUGCGGCAGUGGCUGCUUCUGUGGUAUUAGUACCUGUAUGCAUUGUGUUUGUAUGGUUUGCAGUGCACUUUUACCGGUCUCUUGUCCAACACAAGUAUGAAAGAUCAUUUCAGAGAAUUGAAGAACUUCAACAGAUUGCAAACCAACUGCACACAGAUACAGGGACAGCACCAAGCUCACCAGCAGCCAGUCCAUUUCCUAAUCACCGGGUUUGAGAUAGUUUUAUGGCACACACCCAGUGUGAUAUGCUUUUUAUUGCCAUGCUCCUUUUUCUUACUGCACUUCCCAAAAUCUAACUUGCAAUCCUCUCCUUUGCUGCUUCUAUUUUCCUUGUAAAUUGAUAAAAUAAUUUUUAUCCCAACUGAAGAUAAUACCCUCUAGCUCAUAUGUUGUGUUUCCUUAUAACCUUUUUUCUGAAUAAUCUAUCAAAACUGUAAAGGGACAGGAUAUGAUAAUCAUUUUUGGAGGGAUAAGAUACAAAUUGGUGUAAAACAAUAGAAACUCCCAGAGGUGAUGAACAUAUAACUUUACCUUAUAAUAUCCACGCAUUAUCCAGCAAGUAGGUAAUGAGAAUACUCAGACUUAUCAAGAAGAAGUUGUCAUCAUGGUCUAUUGUCAAAAACCCACAAAAGAUUGCAAGGAAAUGUGUAGCAGGUAGAGGGGAGAACUAGCAAUGAGAUCUUGGGAGUUAAAGGGUUAAACCACCAUGAGUAUUUUCAGGGUGUCAUCAUUGUUGGUCAUAAGUGCAUUGUGAUCUCAUUUGCUCUGACUUUUCUGUGGGGUACUUUUCUUUGUAUAAAAUUAAAUAUGGAAUAGUUAUAAAUAAUUGUAAAAUGCAACAGUGAUUUUUUUUUAGACUAAGGGGCUUCCAUUUAACACUUAAGCAUGGUAAUGCAAAAUUCCUUUGAUACUGAGCAAAGAACUCUGAAAAAUUCUUAAACAUUAUGUAACAUUGUUUAAGAAUAACCACAUGUGAUUUCAUUCUUAGGAAAUUUUCCAAAUCAGGGGAAGGCUUUUUGUAGUUGUUUAUGAUGGCUAGUACUUCUGCUGCUGAUUUUGCAAAUUUACCAUGAUUUGGUUUAUUUGUUUCCAUCAGUGAAGUAAUAAUUUAACUUCAGCCUAUUGAAUCAAAGUGGUAUAGGCAUGGACAUUGGCAGUAUUUGUAUGAUAAAAAAUUGAUUGAAACAGGUUGGGAAUUGAGGUCCUGUCCAUUCCGUUUAGCUGUAUUUCUCCUUCUUUUGACUACAAUUUUACAUCUUACAAAGGAAUUGGUAUUAUUUAUUUUUACUGUAUUCAGAACCAGCAUCAACAGAAUACUUUACUGAAUUGGUAAUGAUUACUAGAGUAUCAAGUAGGUUGCUGUACAAAAUUUAUUAAGUUAUCUUACAUUAUAUUUAUUUACAUGAUGCAGAUGCAUUGUACAUUACAGAAACAAAUCUAAACCAGAGUAAACAAUCUGCCAACAUUUGUAAACAUUAUUGUAAUCUGCAUAAAGCAGAGGGGAUUUUCUUGGUGAGAAAAUUGAUCAAGUUGAUUCUUGAAAGACAUUGGGCAAGUCUUUUAAAAUGAAUCCAGAAGAUUCUCCAGAUUGCAAUUGGUUGAUUUCUACAGUACAAAUCUAUACACUAGUCAGGCGUCUUUGAAAAACUUGCACUCAAUCCUACCCUAGGUAUUUCCAUGUUCUAGUAUUUCUUCAUGAUUAGUUAAAAAGUUUUAGACUAAGCUAAAAUUUUGGUAUGGAUAUUUAGCUAUGCUGAUUUUCUUCUUUUAAGGACACAUAUUCAUAGAUCAGGUUUUAUCUGUUACAAAAUUCCUACACCUCUGGCUUUUGUUGUUAUGUACAUUGCAAAAAUAUAGGGACAACUCAAUAAAAUGGU
Messenger RNA from Pocillopora verrucosa, 2412 nucleotides. RefSeq names its product calcium release-activated calcium channel protein 1-like. Lineage: Eukaryota; Metazoa; Cnidaria; Anthozoa; Scleractinia; Pocilloporidae. Gene Ontology annotation, biological process: store-operated calcium entry. Gene Ontology annotation, cellular component: membrane. Gene Ontology annotation, molecular function: store-operated calcium channel activity. The record is from RefSeq and is a predicted model, not a curated record.